This is a messenger RNA of Cygnus olor (mute swan), 3806 nucleotides long. It is a transcript of the gene CLNK, whose product is annotated as cytokine dependent hematopoietic cell linker. Lineage: Eukaryota; Metazoa; Chordata; Aves; Anseriformes; Anatidae. The record is from RefSeq and is a predicted model, not a curated record. Gene Ontology annotation, biological process: intracellular signal transduction; cell surface receptor protein tyrosine kinase signaling pathway. The coding region runs from base 80 to 1294 and encodes 404 amino acids. The transcript has 15 exons.
UGAUCUGUAAAAUACUGUGCCAUUGACAAAUUUUUAUUACUCUAUGUAAUCUACUAGUUAUUGUAUCAUCUUCUACAGAAUGAUAUCUGCUGACAUUUUUUCUCCAUUUCAUACAGAAUAUGAGAGGAGGAGUGUUCCCACUAAUGCACAUUGUUCUGACAAAAAUUUCACAGGGGAGGAUCAGGCUGACUUCAAAUCAUGCUCUAAUCUAUACGAGAAGGAAGAAGAUGAUUAUGAGACAAUAAAUUCUUCCACUCUGGAACCCAUACAUACUUUGAGAAUCCUUCCUCCCAAACCUGUACAGGAAUCUGAAUAUGCAGACAAACGUUAUCUGAUGCCUUCAGGUAUCACUUCCGAGAUGAGCAGCCAACACCCAUGUCAGUCACCUCAAUACUUGGCUAAAUGCACGUCUGCUCUAGAGGGGAGGAGCAUGCUGACUAUUAGAGGAGAAAGAGGGAAAAUACAUGGACCCCAGCAGCCUUUGCCUCCUCCACGGCCACUGAAGACACUGCCAAAGCAAUAUCAACCACUUCCUCCAGAGCCAAAGAUAAGCAGCCAGGUCUCUCACACCAGGAAAACGCUCAGCCAAGCACAUACCUUUCCAGUAUCAGCAAAGCUCACAAGGCAUAUAUCUCUUAGGGAACUGAAUGAAGCAUCUGGAAGAGAAAAAGUUACAGAUUUGAUGAAGAAACUCGAAUUGACUUUACAAGCACAACAGUACAAAAUAAAGCAUCUUCCUGAAUCCAGCUUCCAGUAUAUACAGAGCUCAAAGAAUGUUUGCAGCUCAGAGCCCACAUUAAAUGUAAAGGAUGUGUCAGUGAAGAGGUCACCGUCUCCUAUACAGUGCACAUCAUAUGAAAACAAACCAUUCACAAAACAUUCACUUGUAAAACGGGAAAUGAAAUCUCUUACCCAGCCCACUGAAAAGGACUUAAACAAAUAUGAAUGGUACAUUGGAGAAUAUGAUCGCCAUGAAGCAGAGGUGGCAUUGUUACAGGAGAACACCGAUGAGACUUUCUUGGUUAGAGACUGUUCAAAGAAAUCAAACACUGAACCAUAUGUUUUGGUUGUCUAUUAUGGAAGAAGAGUAUACAACAUUAAAGUACGUUUUCUAGAAGACAGCCAACAGUAUGCGCUGGGAACAGGUCUCAGAGGAGAUGAUAAAUUUAAUUCUGUGAAAGAAAUCAUUGACUUCUACAAAUAUGUUCCCAUCACACUCAUCGAUGGAAAGGAUAAGGCAGGAAGCCAAAGAGAACAAUGCUACCUUACAUAUCCAUUCAAGUUACGCAAAUGAUAUUUUCUGCCUCAAUAUCACCCAUUUCUGUAUAAAUGUAAAUAGAAUAAUUAUUUAAAUAUGUCAAAAGCCAGAUUAGCCUUUGAGUGAUGAAGCAUUCAUACUAUGAAGCAUUCUAAACACUCUCCUAAAAAACUUCUCUCCAACUUGGAUUAUAGAUUACUGUAUUUUUGAUUUGUUGCAAUUUGUUUUUAUCCAAUAGAUGUAAGUGAGCCUCACAUUGUAUUAAUUCACAGAAAAGUCUUAAAAGACUAACUCCUGAUACUUUGACAAUGGUUGAGCAAUUUGCUUAUCUUGCACUGUACCUGCUAAUGCAAGAUGAAAACCAGUCUUGCUUACCUAAAUGUCACUGAAGCUCAGUUAGUAGCAAAGCCUAAUAAAGCACAUUGUAGUCAUAUUAAAUAUAUUCUUGCUUUUAAAAAUACACACCAAAUGCUAUUUUUCUAUUUGCUGUUUAACACUUUCAUUCAGCGUGCAUAUGUACUUGCACAACAAAAAGCCCUGCUCAGCAGCCACUGAAGUCAAUGGGUAUCAGCUGAUGCUCCCAGGUAUUGGAGCAGAUUCUAAGGCUACCUUUAGCAACGAAAACUCUUACUGGUUAACUAACACAUAUUCUUCACCUUAAGUAGAAUCAUAGAAUCAUGUAGGUGGGAAAAAACCUCUGAGAUCAUCAAGUCCAACCAUUAACCUAGCACUGCCAAGUCUACCACUAAACCAUGUCCCUAAGCACCACAUCUACAUGUCCACAACCAGCCUGUACUGACAUUGGAGAUCUCGCCAACCUAGAUGCAGGAACUUGAACAUGCCCUUGCUGAACUUCAUGAGGUUCACAUGGCCCCAGUUAUCACAUCUGUCAGGGUCCCUCCUGAUAAAAUCCCUUCCCAACAGGGAUAUCAAGUGCACCACUUGCCUUGGUGUCAUCAACAAAGUUAGUGUCACCCAUAAACAUUAUGGUCAUUCAGAUUCUCUUAGGCAUUGCCUUUCUAGGCAGGCCACCUCUGGUCUUGGGUUUUAGACUCUCCCUCAGAUUAACUAUUGCUCUUGGGAGAAAUGUGCCUGGCUCUUCUUUUACAAUCAUACUUCUCCCCUUCAUACCUUCCUGCUUUACACAGUGUAAAAUAAUACUACGAAGAUUUGGGAAUGAAUGUGCUGAGCUAUUUAUACACAUCCCUCUAUCUGCCCAUGUCUUUGUGCUUUGGCUGUCCGGACUGACAGCACAGCAGGCACAACCACAUAGUUAGUAGGAUUUCCACAGGACACCCCACCCUGCUCACCAGAGGUGCCCCUAACGCUGCCUGAGGCAGGGUCAGCAGAGUGGCAGAAGCAAAGCACUGUCUGUGGAGGACAAGAGCAUGGGAAGGGGGCGCUGAGAACAGAGCUGGCGGUGUGCCACUGCCUCAGUCUCCCCAGCUUGAGGCCAGGGUGGAGGGACAAAGCGAUCACUGAAGUAACAGAUACUUGUAUUCCAUAUUUGAACUUUCAAACAUAUGUUAGGACCAUUAAGCAAGCAGUCCCUUUGAAUUCUCACUAUGUUCAAGUGUACAGAUAAAAAUUAUCAGUAGGAGCAGUAGAAUUGUUUCAAAGUCACCUAAAAAUGUUUCAGCAUUUAUCAAAGCGGAUGAGAAUUUUAUUAUUUUUUUUUCCCAGAAAAAAAAAAAUAUAAUUUAUUCAUAUCUGAGUUUGGGGAAGUUUAACUAAUUUUCCCUAUGAAUAUGAAAGGCUGUUCUGUAAAGCAUUAAUGAUCUUCUUUUCUCAGCAUGCUGAGAAGUUUAGUGAGGUAAUUGGAAUACACCAAGAAAGCAACCUCAGGUACUUUAUCCUUACAGAACAGGACCAAGAAGAAUAAAAGCAUUAAAGCCCAGAAUAUGACAUUCCAACCCAACUUAGGAUGUACUGUGUAGUCGCACAGACUAGCUCUACAUGAAUUUAACAGUUGGUUGUUGACUUCCUUGCAAUCUUUUUAUUUCUCCAUGCUGCAUCAGAAUGCAAAGGAACAUUCAUUACAAUUAUUUCUCUCAAACCACUGAGAGUAUUAAAUAUGAAGGAAAUUAUUUUCACAUGACGUUAUCUGAUCAUUAGAACCAAAAAAUCAACAGAACAGAAGCUGCUAAGUACAGUUUGGCAAAGCUCAUGAAAAGGAAGAGAGGCAUCAUGUAAUCUGCUUUCAGACUUUUAUAGUCACCAUACAAAUUAACUUGUGGAAGGUUUUCAUGUUAAAAAAACAUUUUUUUUUCUAAAUUAAACCCAUGAGAAAAUAGAACAGCUUAACAAUUUAGAUAGGAGACCAUGUCAGUGACAUACAAAGCCUUGUAGAUGUUUACUAAAACAGCAAAGUUGCUUACUAAAGACAAGCAUUAAUAGUAUACUUAAACCACCUACAGUUUAUAAUGCUGAGCAGCAACACUUUUUCCACACAUACAAAGAUUACAGCUUUCAUUAGGAAUGUUCUAAUUUUGCCAGUGACAACUCUUAAGAAGAAAAUUCAAAGCCAUUUUAUUUAGUAGCUUCUACA